AUGCUACCUCUGCCCGCCCUGUUGACGGCUGGAAGUUGGUCUUCCCUCUUCGCCCCUUUCAACACUGUCUACGCGCCCUCUCAACCCAGCAUGAAAGAUAUCCUGCUAGGCAUGACAGCAAUAGCUUCCACAGCAUUCUCAGAUUCGCCACAAACGACACCGCAAUGGCACGGUCUAGGCUACUGCGGCUCCCACGGCGUGAUUAAGUUGCCACCAUCAGUCAAGGCCAGAAAAGUGCCAAUGGGUUGUGAGGACACUGCAAGUAAAUCCGAAGACACCGAAACGGCAGACUCGCAACAUGAGCGCGCGGCCGAAGAACCCAGAAACCCAUCAUCGGUCGGCCUCGGUGACUCACCAGCUCCUCUUCACCUCCCAGAGACAAGCACAUUAUCCAAACAUCUCCACGACAUCAACUGGCUGAAGCUCUCCAUCCAAAGCACCAUCCAACUCGUAUGCCCAGCCACGAUACCGUUCAUCGCCGCCGCGAACAUGCUCGAGAACGGCUACGACAUCUACGAGAAAGGCUUCACGCGCGGAAAUGUCUUCGGUCUCGCUGUGGCAGGUCUAGUGCUUUUUGGACCUGGAGGUAAUGAGCUGCUAAGUGCUGCCGGAUUCGACAAGCUUAGCAGCGAAAUAUCAGUCCUCUCAGUACGGUGGUGCUACGCCUGCGGGUGGUGGAUUUGCGUGGGCGCAGGCACGCGGGAUGAGAUCCUGAGAUGGAGCGGAACUCAGAUUUGA
Molecule: messenger RNA, 738 nt
Organism: Pseudocercospora fijiensis CIRAD86
Lineage: Eukaryota; Fungi; Ascomycota; Dothideomycetes; Mycosphaerellales; Mycosphaerellaceae
Exons: 2
Coding region: 1-738 (245 amino acids)
Source: RefSeq, a predicted model, not a curated record